Molecule: messenger RNA, 345 nt
Organism: Linum trigynum
Lineage: Eukaryota; Viridiplantae; Streptophyta; Magnoliopsida; Malpighiales; Linaceae
Source: the annotation of a GenBank genome assembly
AUGGGCAGGGCCGAGACAAAGCACGACCGUGUCCACCCAAAGCACGACCGUGUCCUCCCAAAAGCACGGCUGUGUUUCUCCCAACACAGUGGCCGUGUAAUUAACCCUAGCCAAAGCACGGGCGGGCUGAGCCAUUACACGGUCGUGCCCUCGAUCGUGCUUUGGCCACUGAUGCCCUUUUUGAAGGCAGAUUCGAGCCAAGGAAGGAGAAUCGGAUUUCUUGAGCAAAAACAGAGCCCUAGAGAGAGAAAGGACGAAGAACACAUCCUAGAAGCUAUCUUGGAGCUGGGUUUCAUCAAAUCAAGCUUGGAGAUCGUCAUAGGAGUGGAAAUCAUCAUCCCAUAG